Desarmillaria tabescens is the source of this 1070-nucleotide messenger RNA. RefSeq lists its product as uncharacterized. Bases 211 to 756 code for a protein of 181 amino acids. The record is from RefSeq and is a predicted model, not a curated record. NCBI's taxonomy places the organism in Eukaryota, Fungi, Basidiomycota, Agaricomycetes, Agaricales, Physalacriaceae. The transcript is spliced from 7 exons.
AUUUUGUUCUCGACUUCCACGGAAGCAAAGGAUAAGCUGGCAGUGAAGAGGCAACUGCUGGCAUUGCUGGCGGAACCCGCACGAACAGCUACCUCGUGCUUUACAAUACACGACUAGCAACUUCUCUGGCCGUUUACCUCGAGGCUGUACAUAAUCGCCACAUCGUGGGCGUAUCAUUGAUACCCCUCCUUAUUGGUGUUUUUUUACUCUAUGUCGAGCAAGAAUUUCAACGGAAAUCCCCCCAAGUAUAUCAAUGAUUUCAGCAAGGCGCUUGCCAGUGAGGUUCGGAUUCUGCUGGCAGAGGUGGGGAAACUAAGGGACGAGCGACGGCAACUGCAGUAUGAAAUAGCGGAACUCAUGAGCCUCAAGUCGAAGCACGGCGCUGGAGGAGAGUAUUCGCCCGAGUGGCGGCCGCCCCCGGAGCCGCAAGGGUUCAACCCUCCGCCUCCGCCGCCGCCUCCUCCAAUGGAUGAGGGACCCCCAGCUCCGGCACGUCCUGCAUGGCGCACGGUACACAAACGUGCAGAAAGAAAAGAGAAAGCGAUCGCAAAGCUCAUGCCAUCGUCUGUCCCAGCGCCGUCUGCUGUUCCGCCCCUAGAACCUCCACGAUCAAACAUACCAGCAUGGGCACAAUGGAGGCCGAACCCUCUACUUUCACCGGCCCCCGUCAUGGCCCAACCAGCUGCGCCACUCCCUACUUCUCCGCCCCCGCCUAGCCGCUCAGGCCUUUUCGGUCCCCCGACUCCUCCCCCUUAAAGUAGACAGACCUACAAAGAAACAGCAUACAUGUAACACCAUCUCAUCUUUUGCUUUUCUCAUCGGAUUUUCUACAACGCAACAAGCAUUUUCUUCACCAUCUUUUCGCUUCUUAUUGUAUACAUUCGUAGCGCAUCGUUUUUAUUUUAUUGGCUUUCAGCAUGUAACGACAGCUUUCUUUUUUUUGUGGAACUAAAUGUAAUGUAUUUUCUUUCCUACGUCAAACAUUGAUGUCAUUGUCCCAGUCCGACUGCAGGGUUACUCUUGCAUGCUGAACGAAGGAGAGUUUGCAGGUGUGGCUUCGAAAGUAUGCU